CAGCGCUGAAUGCAGGGUUACCGCGCCCAUCUCUGCUGUUUGAUGGCCGCAGGAAGAAGCGACUGAGAUCCUGGCGUGAAGGAAGAAACAGAAGGGGACGACGACGGUUGGGAAAGACGAGGAAGGGACAUUAGCUUUAGUUGGAAUAUUUUUUUAACCAAACAUUGGGAACGAACAAACGAGGCUUUGGCUCUUCCGUCUGGGUGAAUACCGCCUCGUCUCUGCGCCUCUGAGCCGGUGUCUCCCCCUGUCAGUGGGUUAAAAAAAAACUGGGUUCGGGGAGUGCCGCUCCUCGGUGGCUAAACUUGAUCAAUCUGAGCGCCUGGGCUAAGAGGACACACAACAUUUAACCGUUUCCAGUCAAUGUGAUACAAACGACGGAUACCUUCGAUUGAAAGCGGAUCAGCAAGAGUCUAGGCGGCGGAGCGAAGCGCACCAUUAGCAGUGGAAAAUGAGUGAACUGGAUCAGCUACGCCAGGAGGCUGAGCAGCUCAAGAACCAGAUCAGAGAUGCCAGGAAAGCGUGUGCGGAUGCUACCCUGUCUCAGAUCACAGCUAACAUCGACCCCGUUGGCCGAAUUCAGAUGCGCACUAGACGGACACUGAGGGGGCAUUUGGCUAAAAUCUAUGCCAUGCACUGGGGAACUGACUCAAGGCUUUUGGUCAGCGCCUCCCAGGAUGGCAAACUCAUUAUUUGGGACAGCUACACCACGAACAAGGUCCACGCCAUCCCACUGCGCUCCUCCUGGGUGAUGACAUGCGCCUAUGCUCCUUCUGGGAACUACGUUGCCUGUGGUGGCCUGGACAACAUCUGCUCCAUCUACAACCUGAAGACCCGUGAAGGAAAUGUGCGCGUCAGCCGUGAGCUGGCCGGACACACAGGUUACUUGUCCUGCUGUCGCUUCCUGGAUGACAACCAGAUUGUAACGAGCUCUGGAGACACCACCUGUGCUCUGUGGGACAUUGAAACUGGUCAACAGACAACUACAUUUGCUGGUCACACCGGUGACGUGAUGAGCCUCUCCCUGGCGCCGGACAGCAGACUGUUUGUGUCUGGAGCCUGCGAUGCCUCAGCCAAGCUCUGGGACAUCAGAGAAGGAAUGUGCCGACAGACCUUCACUGGCCACGAGUCAGACAUCAAUGCCAUCUGUUUCUUCCCCAAUGGCAACGCCUUCGCCACGGGCUCAGAUGACGCCACCUGCCGGCUUUUUGACCUGCGUGCCGACCAGGAGCUGAUGGUUUACUCACAUGACAACAUCAUCUGCGGCAUCACCUCCGUAGCAUUCUCUAAGAGCGGCCGCUUACUGCUGGCUGGCUAUGAUGAUUUCAACUGCAACGUCUGGGACACUUUGAAGGGCGACCGCGCAGGUGUCCUGGCUGGUCAUGAUAACCGGGUGAGCUGCUUGGGUGUGACCGACGAUGGCAUGGCAGUGGCGACAGGGUCCUGGGACAGCUUCCUCAAGAUCUGGAACUAGAGUCCGAAGAUGUCAUCCGGACUCCAAAGUUGAGUGAAAGACCAUUCCAACAUCACAAUGUUCAUUUUAUUGCAUAUCCAAUCUUUUUUGAAAGAAAAAAAACACCAUGAUACUGACUCCAAACACCCCCCCCCCCCCCCCUAAAAAAACAACAAAAAAAACUAUCAAGGGCAAAAAUUCUCUCCUCCUCUCUUCUUCUCAUUUAAAAGAGCACAAUUGUCUCACUCAUUCAGCUUAGAAAAAAAUUACACAAAAAAAAGCUUGAGGAAUUUAGUGAUUUCCAAGUGGGCUGCUGGGGGUAAAACCUCUCCAACAAUAGUCUGGUAAUGUAAUAAAUGAAAAAUACGAAGCCCCCUCCCACCACUGCUACACCACACAGCAAAUGUGUCCUGCAUCCUCCUUAUGCACAGGUCUGAAUGAAGGCAGUGAUCUAACUCUUCAUGGCUUUUUGACCAUGUUUCUUUUGCUUCUCUGUUCAUCAUUACACUCUGUUGAAGAGAGGUAGAUCAGUGAACUGUCAGUUAAUGUUUAAAACGAGGAUCAAAGCUUUGAUUUAUUUCCUAGUCUUUAGGCGAAUGUUUAUAGACCGAGAAGCAAGCGAAGCUUCAGACCGCGUCAUCGUAAGCCCAGCUUUAUCCCACUGGAGAACAAAGUGAGAGAAUUCAGCUUCAACGGGGAGUCCUCAAGCCACAUCUCACCCUUCUGUAUAUUUAGCUCCAUGAUACUUUAAUGUUCCUUUUUAUUUUAUUUUAUUUUUUUUCCAGUGUAGUCCACAGAUCUUUGUUUGCACAAAAAUUAAACGUUGCAUAUAUAGGAUAAUGUCUAAAGGAAAAAAGUUAACUAACCAAGCACAUGCUGUUUAUGAUAAUGAAUGCUUGUUUUUAAAAUGUAAAAAAGAAAAACAAAAAAAAAAGAAACAUUUUAACCAUUCUUACACCUUUCUGUCUGGCAACAGUGUAGAAUAAUUAAAUGAAGAUUAACCCAUCAGAUCAUAAUCUACCCUGCCCACCCUUUUCCUUUUUGUUCCUUUAUUCCCCCCCUACUUUUACUUUAGCUCUCCCUGGUUUCUGUUGCCCGUGGUCGGGACCGGUGAGGUGAUCUGGUUGAGUAGGGACUACCUCCGCUUUAGCCCGGUCGCGCUCCGGAUGUUUCUUUUUAACAGAGGGUCCCAUUCCGUGCUUGGAAAUGCAGUUACUACUCUGUGAAUGACAUGUUGUAUAAAUCAAUGUUUGAAAAUAAUGAUAUUGAAACUUUUUAAGUUAAAAACAAGAAAAAAAAGAUUUUUGGUUGUCUGCCAUGGGUGGGUUAUCUCUUAGAAUCGCAUGCUGUAGAAUUGCUUAAAAGGUGCAUAUGGAAUUAAGUCCUUUUGAUGUUUUUCUUUAAGAAAAAUAACCUGUUGAAUAUAUCAAUACAAUGGUAUUUAUAUUUUUUUUCUCUAUUUUCCUUUGUUUUUGUUUUUUUUCUUUUUGCUACUCUGUGCAUACAUGUUUCAACUGAAAUGUCAAAGCUAUGCACUUGAGAAGCAAACCCUGCAACAUAAACGGUUACUUGGUCCAUUCUUGGGAGGGAUUCCACUAAUUUUAGAAGUCACAUGAAUGCUUAAAUUGUACACACAAGCGUACAUACAUUCAUUUACCUUAAACACAUACAGUCCAAAUGGAACAAAUAGAUUUUCAUUCCUUCUGUAGCAAACGAAAUUUCCAUUUACCGAAACCUUUUAUAACAGUUUCAUUUUUUUUGACCUUUUAAUAGAAAAUGAGAAAAAAAAAUCUUGCAGCAUCUGAAUGGCAGAACUUUCUGUUAUUCCCUUCUCCUUGUAAACAAAACGCUUUUCUUUAGCAGUAGGAUCUUUUUCUUCCCAACCUGUUAUUUUUUCUCUCUCUCUGCGACAUUCUGUACAAAAGAAAAUGUGCUGUAAUUGUGCGUUAGGCCUGGAGUUGGCAAAAAAUAAAACGAAUAAAAAUAUUAAAAAUUAAUUAAACUUUUUUCCUUUUUCUCUUUCUCCAUCAAAUAACUGUAGAGCUCUGCACCCCCCUCCCCACUGCCUCCCCUUCACCUUUUGUAUUUAAUUUUAAAGUCAGUCAGUGUACAACCGAAAGCUGGAUGCAAGAUAGAAACUAUAUUAAAAUGUACUGUUAUUUAAGAUGUAAUAAAAAGCAGUUUGAGAUGA
Molecule: messenger RNA, 3644 nt
Organism: Cyprinodon tularosa
Lineage: Eukaryota; Metazoa; Chordata; Actinopteri; Cyprinodontiformes; Cyprinodontidae
Gene: gnb1a
Product: guanine nucleotide binding protein (G protein), beta polypeptide 1a
Exons: 11
Coding region: 452-1474 (340 amino acids)
Biological process (GO): G protein-coupled receptor signaling pathway
Cellular component (GO): heterotrimeric G-protein complex; cytoplasm
Molecular function (GO): signaling receptor complex adaptor activity; protein binding
Source: RefSeq, a predicted model, not a curated record